This is a messenger RNA of Ostrinia furnacalis (Asian corn borer), 1568 nucleotides long. RefSeq lists its product as uncharacterized. Lineage: Eukaryota; Metazoa; Arthropoda; Insecta; Lepidoptera; Crambidae. Bases 300 to 1568 code for a protein of 422 amino acids. The record is from RefSeq and is a predicted model, not a curated record. Gene Ontology annotation, molecular function: nucleic acid binding. The transcript has 6 exons.
CCAGCAAGUUCAGUGUCUCGUCGAGAGUGGCCGCGACACUUGGCUCGCGACCAUCGAAGCGCGCGCGACUCAUCCACGACGAGGACUGUGCCCAGCCUGUGAUAUACAUACGAACAGUGAAAAGUUCAUGAACUUGGGUGUUGAAUUUGUUUGAACUGUAUCACGUGCCGCAGACGCUUUGUGGCGUGUCCCGCGAACCUUCGAAGGUGCUCGUACAGUCCGACAUCACUCACGGGCAGGCGUCGACAAGGACGGCGGCGGUGGUUAGCGGUAGCGGUUCUGGAGCUCACAGAUAACAAAUGUUGCCACGGCCUCUCAGCAAGAGUACAAUGCGGCUUUUAAUCGGUUUAGUGUUAGUGGCGUACGCCGCGGAAGCUGCUAAAAAGUUUGAGGGUACGCUCAGAUCAGCGGCAGAGGCGCCGCCGCAAGACAACCUGGCCGUGGAGUCUGGGUCGCCGGAGCCCGCGGUGGUGUCGGCUCCGCAGGAGUACAAGAACCCGGGAGCCCCUCCACCCCCGAAAACAACAGACGAGGCUCCAGAUGAGAUAGACGACUCAGUCCCUGAGACCGCGUCUGGUGGAGUUCCACCAUCGGCGCCCAGCGGAGCCUCGGCACCUUCAGCGCCUGCCAACUCGCUCGAGGAAUGCGACCCGGAGAUGAUUGGAUUUGAACUCGUGACCGGGUACGUUUUCUCGGCGCCGUCGCACAUACUCGACGACAUCCCCGGCACUCUGAUGUUGACCGACUGCCUGGAGCAGUGCCAGGCCAACGACACCUGUCGCGCCGUCAACUACGAGACGGGACUCUGCGUGCUAUUCGGCUCCGACGCGGACCAGUUGCCGGGAGCGGUUAACGAGAUUUCGAAAUUCUUGAAAGGCAAUUGUGAUUCAUUGGCUUCGGACAUAGCGCAGGAAAGUAUUAGUUUUCAUUUCAUACCUGCGUAUAGUCCUAAUUUUGGAGGUCUCUGGGAGGCUGGCGUUAAGUCAGUUAAAUUUCAUUUGAAUAGAGUGCUGGGAAAUUGUAAUCUUACGUUCGAAGAGCUCACUACCACUUUGGUGCAAAUCGAGGCGAUACUUAACUCUCGGCCACUCUCUCCGUUGUCAUCGGACCCCGCAGACCUGACGCCACUCACGCCCGGCCACUUCCUCAUCGGCCGCCCUCUCACCGCCCUGCCGAACUCCAGCUACGCAGACUGCCCCAUCAGCAGGUUAACACGAUUUCAACGCAUUGAGCAAUUACGCCAACACUUUUGGACGAGAUGGAGCAAAGAGUACAUUGCAGAACUUCAGCAAAGAGCCAAAUGGCAUUCAUGCAAGUACUCCCUAGAAGUCGACACGCUUGUCCUACUGAAAGAAGAUGGACUUCCACCUCUAAAAUGGAAACUUGGGCGCAUUGUCAAAGUCUUUCCUGGUGCCAGUGAUGGGAUCUGUCGAGUUGCUGACAUACAGACUGCAAACGGCAUCGUACGGCGUAGCUUCAGCAAGAUUGUUCCGUUGCUCCCAGAAGAAGACGUUUCGGUUGAAGGACGAGCCUUCAACGCGCGGGGGCAUGUUCGCGAUCGCGAGUGA